ACAGGGGGCGGGGUGAGUCGCGUGACGUUAUCACAGAGCGCCGCGCGCGCAGCGGACAGAGACGGCGCCUAUUGGCGUCACCACCACCCGACUGCUUUUUCUGGAGACAGGAGUAGAAGGCCCGCGAGUUGGUCAUAAUGGCAGGUGAAGAAAUUAAUGAAGACUAUCCAGUAGAAAUUCAUGAGUAUUUAUCAACAUUUGAGAAUUCCAUUGGUGCUGUGGAUGAGAUGCUGAAGACCAUGAUGUCUGUUUCUAGAAAUGAGUUGUUGCAGAAGUUGGACCCCCUUGAGCAAGCCAAAGUGGAUUUAGUUUCUGCUUACACAUUAAAUUCAAUGUUUUGGGUUUAUUUGGCAACUCAGGGAGUUAAUCCUAAGGAACAUCCAGUAAAGCAGGAAUUGGAAAGAAUCAGAAUAUACAUGAACAGAGUCAAGGAAAUAACAGACAAGAAAAAGGCUGGCAAGCUGGACAGAGGUGCAGCUUCAAGAUUUGUGAAAAAUGCCCUUUGGGAACCAAAACCUAAAAAUGCAUCCAAAGUUGCCAAUAAAGGAAAAAGUAAAAAUUAACCCUUUGGUUUUGAUGUACACAUACUGUAAAAGUACAUCACUUUUAUUGUUUUCCACAAAAUAGAUGAUUAUGUGGCAUUGCAAGGUUUAAAUGUAUUUGUUAUUGAAUCCAUAUAUAAAAUUUACAUUUUAAAUUUGUAAUGCUAAAUAUUCUUUCCCCUAGAAAGAUUAAGUUAUCUUUAUUGAUUUUCCUAUAGAACACAAUGAGGUUUUUAACAUUGUGAUAUAUUUUAUAUUUAUAGUUUAUUAUCUCUCUUGACAAGACUCUUAUUUCCUUAUACAGGUCAAUCUUUCAAGUACCAUUUUAUAAGCAACUAUGAAAUUUAAGUUAAAUGUUCUUUGUAAACAUUUGUCUAUUUUAGUAAAAGGCGAAAGAUUUAUGCAAUCUGAAGAGAAACCAGAGUAUAACAUUUGUCUAUUUUAAAUGAAUGACUUUAUGAAGUAUGCUCUCUGAAGGCUAAAGUUAUAAAUACAUCUGUUUUCACUAUAUAAAGAAAGAAUGAAAUGACUUAAAUGCCCAUUUCUUUCCUAUAUAGCUACUUCAUCAUGUUUUCAUGAUUUUGGGAAUUAUUGCUUUUUUUGAUAUUUGAAGUAUGAAAUUAAGACUUUAAGGUUAUAUUUUAAUUCUUGGCAAUUUGCCUCUAUGUCCCAUUUAAGGUAAAAUAUAUUCUCAUUAGCUUUAGUUGGGAAAUGAAGCUGUAUAUUAAUGGCUGAAUUUUGGCAUAAUGGCUAUACCCUAUCAAUAAAGGCUGUAAAGGUUGUAUAGAUGACUGUUUAUUUUUCUCUUUUGUGUAAAUUUGCCCUUGAAAUUAGGAAGAUAGGUUUUAGAGAUUAUUAGGAAUAGAGAAACUCGAGUUUUUGUUGCUUAUGCAUCAUGCCUAUAGAUCUUUUUGUCUCAUUUUUUCACAUUUUUUGAUUACAUGGUUUUGAGGUGAUAUCAAGUACAUACAAGUAUUUUGGAACAACUUUCUAUGUUUAUGUAAUGCCACACUUAAGGAGAGGACAAGUCCAAAGGAGAUUAUAUUGUGUUUAUAUUCUGAUUUAUUUUUUCAGAAUAUUUGUUACAGAGAAUUCUACAUAUUAAAAUUUUUUUUAAUGUCUAAGUCCUUGGAUUUUAAUUAUAUGCUCUUAAUGCUUUCAGUUUUUGAAUCCACAUAUCCACAUCAUUAUUAUAGGAAUGCCAAGUACAGUAAAGUACUUUAAUUUUUGAAAAAGAAGUUAAAAUUUUCUAUGUGAUUAGUUCUGCAUAAGUAACCUUGCAUAAAUGGAUUUCUUGAUUUAUGGUAGAAGAUGUUGGAAAUGUCUUAAAAUGUAAUGGAUUUUGUAAAGCAUGUUGAACUCUUUCUAUGACACAUGAAGAGGAAGUCACUGAUAGAUGCAGAGUCUUCUGGCUCAGAUGUCAGACAAUUUUUGAAGUGGAAGAACAUUUAUAGUUACUUCAUUACUUUUUUCACCCUCAUCCUCAAAUUUCUAGCUUUUUUAAAAAGUAACUUCUUCAUGAGAGAAAUAAAUGUUAUUAUGAACAAGUGUAGUGUACAUGUGUUAUUUAUUACAAAGAAACUUACAACUUGCAUUUCUGUAUAUUUUCUAAUUUCAUAAAGAAAAAAAUGAAAAAUGUCAUACAGUUGCAGAAAAUCAUUAGCCAAGUUAGGGUUUGUGAAAGUCCAACUCUAAAUUCUGUUAAAUUGGAGUUUCUUAGUGAAUAAUUCUUUCAGUGUUUUAUUAGUAGAAAUAAAAAACAGUUGAGUGUAUUCCCUUUUAUAAUGUAGAAUUUGAAAUACAUAUUACGUGGCACGUAAUCAGGAACUGAAUGGUGGUAGUGCAGUGCGUGCUCAUUUUUGUUGUUGUUUAUUCAUUUCACAGAUAUUUAAUGACAUUUACAUUGCCAAAUACUACUCAGGUUCCAAGGAAGACAACUCAAGCCUUUAUUCUAUUUUUAUAAAGUGUUACGAAAAAAGUAGUCUUUUUGUUCAAUUCAGGUUUUCAGAGUUACUAGAAAAUUUAUGACAAAUUGUGCUCAUUAACCUUAGUCAGAACCAUAAAGGGUGAUGGGUUGAUCUAUUUGACUGUGGUAUAGUUAUUGUUAACAUAGUUUUUUCCAAAUGACAGUCUGCUCUAAGUUUAGAUGUUAAUCACAUCUUUUAUUAAUCUCUUUGGAAAUUAACAAGUUGGAGAGGUUAUAGCUAUAGAUAUUUUUAAGAUUGGAAUUAUAGACUAUUAAUCUAAUACUAAAUAAUGAGAUUUUGUCUUUUAAUAUUAUUUUAAGUACAAUUUUCUUGUUAAUAGUUGCAGGAUGGGAAUUCAUUUUAGUAAAGUAGAAUAUAUUAGGAAAAUUGAAGGUUGAAUUACGGUUUACAUUCCUGGAAUUAGGAGGUUAUGUCAAGUUGAUUGGUUUUUAAGAUACCCUACAGAUUAAAAAAUUGUUCUCCUUAGCUAUUAGAAGUGGAUUGGUAUUAUUUCUAAAUAAGGCUUUUAAGAUUGACUAGAAAUGUAGGAAAUGCUUCAAAAAUGGACAAUGUAUUGAAUAUAGAUACUAAUUUCUUAAGUAGGUGAUUGGAGAAAAAGAUGCUCUAGGAAUCAUUCAGUUUAUGAUAUAGUUAAACUAUAAUUUUAUGCAGUAAAUUAUUAGACACUCUGGCUUUACAAAGUGACAUUAAGUGAGAAAGAUUUGAACAGUGAUUCUGACCCUCAUGUAAUAGCUAAGUUUGGUAUAUAAAGGGAAGAAAAAGAAGCCUUUGGCAUCUGAUUUUCUUCCCUCAUAGCAUAGUUCAUAAACUUACCCUUGCCCAAAUAUAUUCAAUGGCUCCUUUACCAAAUGACCUUGGUAGCAACCUAUUUUAUAUAAAUGUGAUCUGAAUGUACUGUACUAAUAAAAACAUUUCCUUUUCUCUGUA
This is a messenger RNA of Zalophus californianus (California sea lion), 3457 nucleotides long. It is a transcript of the gene C1D, whose product is annotated as C1D nuclear receptor corepressor. The transcript has 5 exons. Lineage: Eukaryota; Metazoa; Chordata; Mammalia; Carnivora; Otariidae. The coding region runs from base 138 to 563 and encodes 141 amino acids. The record is from RefSeq and is a predicted model, not a curated record. Gene Ontology annotation, molecular function: RNA binding; DNA binding. Gene Ontology annotation, cellular component: nucleolus; exosome (RNase complex). Gene Ontology annotation, biological process: maturation of 5.8S rRNA; regulation of gene expression.